This is a messenger RNA of Aspergillus affinis, 1434 nucleotides long. Its product is annotated as cytochrome P450. The transcript has 6 exons. The record is from RefSeq and is a predicted model, not a curated record. Bases 1 to 1434 code for a protein of 477 amino acids. Gene Ontology annotation, molecular function: heme binding; monooxygenase activity; oxidoreductase activity, acting on paired donors, with incorporation or reduction of molecular oxygen. Lineage: Eukaryota; Fungi; Ascomycota; Eurotiomycetes; Eurotiales; Aspergillaceae.
AUGCUGGCAUUAUAUGUCCUGCCUCUUGUCGCUGUGCUUUGCUUAGUCGUGCGCACUCUGCGGGUGCAUCGCAGCGGAGUGCCCGGCCCGUGGUAUACGAAGCUGACCAGUGUGGUGUUGAAAGGGCAUGAAUUCGCUGGCCACCGUCGCCUCUGGAUCCAUGAAUUGCACGAGGUCUACGGCCCGGUAGUUCGUUUGGCCCCGAACGAGAUUUCUUUUGCCAACCUAGACGGCGUCAAGGAGAUUUACCAAAGUGGCGGGAGUGGCUAUGAUAAGACGGAAUUCUACGAUCUUUUCCAACAGUAUAGCCAUCGAACCAUGUUCUCAACCCUGAAUAAGCACGAUCAUUCUCAGCGGCGCAGACUAUUUGCCGAUCGCUACGCCAUGACCAACAUCCUGAGCUCCCCCGUGGUGGAUGGGAUUCGACAGCGUGCAGCGAAUGUCGUCGGAAAAUGUCGAGCGUCAAUGGGCGGUCACCUGGAUGUCUACACAACGCUGCAUUGCUACGCACUAGACUGCGCUUCCCACUUUCUAUUCAAUCCCAGGGGUACCAACACGCUGGAUGACCCCGAAGACUACGUCUUGAUGGAAGAACUCUCUUAUCAUGACAGCCUGAAACAGAGAAUUAUUCAACGAUACUGGCCUGGACUUAAUAAGAUUCUCACCUUCUAUCAUCCCAGGAAGAUGCUUCUGUCGCAGGAAUUCGUGCUUGACCGGGCAUGCAACUCCCAAUCGCAUGACUCCUCACUCCUGGCAAAACUACGGAGCAAAUCUGCGGGCCUAACUCGCAUUCAAAUGGCCGCAGAAUGCAUGGACCACAUGGCUGCCGGCAUCGAGACCACCGGCGACAGUCUCUGUUUCUUGAUGCAUGAACUGUCGCUACCUCGCUCACAGCAUGUCCAGCAGCUGCUUCGCGAGGAGUCUCUUCAAAAUCCCGAUGCCAAAGUCGACGAGUUACCGUAUUUGGAUGCCGUGGUGAAAGAGGGACUCAGGCUAUUUGCUCCUAUCCCGAUGAGUCUUCCCCGAUACGUGCCUGAGAGCGGUAGAGCAAUUGGAGGAUAUUCACUUCCCGCGGGCUCGAUUGUCAGCUGUCAGGCGUACUCUCUGCACCGACUCAACCACGAUGUCUAUCCGCGCCCGGAAAAGUUUCUCCCCGAGAGAUGGCUGGAGGCACAAGGCGAAUUGGAGCGAAAUCGAUUAUUCUUUGCGUUUGCCGCUGGCGGUCGAGGCUGUAUUGGCAGGAAUCUCGCCGUGGUGGAAAUGAAGACACUGUUGCGCGAAAUCUACAGCAAAUUCACCACCACAGUUUCGUCGGAGAUGAAGGGCGAUAUGUCAAUCGAUGAUCAGAUAAUUGCCUCACGUCCAAAGGAUCAGACCUGUCUGCUUGUUUUCCGUGAAGUAGCAGCUUCAGCUGAAAGCCAACAUCUCCUUUGA